Daldinia loculata is the source of this 813-nucleotide messenger RNA. RefSeq lists its product as uncharacterized. The coding region runs from base 102 to 332 and encodes 76 amino acids. Lineage: Eukaryota; Fungi; Ascomycota; Sordariomycetes; Xylariales; Hypoxylaceae. The transcript has a single exon. The record is from RefSeq and is a predicted model, not a curated record.
UAUGAUUGUAAAAAAAUCAGACCACUUUUGAAUGGCAUUCUUAAGAGUUGAAUAUAUAAACCCGUAGUAGCCGUCAUGCCAUCUGAAAAGAAAUUCGUCGUAUGAUCCUUCCAUGUCUAUUCAUACAGCUGCUACUUUUGAACCCUUGGGAUUCGCUUGGUAUUGAGAAUGCGACUCAUGCCUCUUCUCUAGCGAGGUCUACACCUGACAUCCACUAUUUUCUACUAGGUAUCGGAUCAACGAUAGAUUCAUCUGGGUGUAAGAUACCAGAAACAGGACUUUGGUAUCCUACUGCCUUGACUUCCUAUGGCAGCUCAGAAGCCCUAAGCUAACAGCUACCUAAGGUAAUGACGAUAUACCGUUGUGAGGGGAGAUCCGAGGGGAGAUACUGUGACAGCUUUCUCAUGGUCAAACAAAACCAUCAUUUACCACUCGUCUCACUAUAAGCUUUGGGGUAAUGAUCGCACAAAGGCCAGCACUAGUCGUGAUAGUCGGAGUUUGAGGCGACGCCAAAGAUCCUCAAGAGUGCCGUUCGUGUUGCUCCCUUUUACCAUGUACAUUGUGCGGAGCAGUCAGCCUCAGAACACGGCGUUGACGUCGUUUCUGGAACAGUUCGUGAACGCAACCCUGAUGUUCUGAAACGCUUAGCAGAGCCUCAAGAAAGUGUAGUAUAAGUGUUGCAUAACCCUUCAAACGUUAGCGUAUGGAUCUAGAUUUCGACGCUACACUAUAGAAUAUCCCUACAAAAGAUAGGCCAAUUGUAUUCCGUAUUAUAGAAAUAUACGGGUCUUCUUACUAAGGCUACAGUACAUA